Lingula anatina is the source of this 1986-nucleotide messenger RNA. RefSeq lists its product as uncharacterized. Gene Ontology annotation, molecular function: histone deacetylase activity. The record is from RefSeq and is a predicted model, not a curated record. NCBI's taxonomy places the organism in Eukaryota, Metazoa, Brachiopoda, Lingulata, Lingulida, Lingulidae. Gene Ontology annotation, biological process: epigenetic regulation of gene expression.
GGAGAUGAUGCUGAGUGAUAAAGUGUGUAACAUUAGCUACAUGUGUUUUAGUCGGACAUGGGGUGCAUGGUCCUUGCUAAGGGAGUUUUCAUUUGCCUUUCGGAAAAUUUUGCAAAGCCAGAUUGUAUUUUAAGAUGUAUAAGUCGUGUAACGUUGCGCAAAUGCCACUCUGCUUCAAAGGAACAAACGGAGAUUAUAGCGACAGCGUCAACAAAAAGAAAACGACGAGCUUGAACUUGAAGAUAAAAACGGAGAAUUUAAAUGACGAUCUACUGAGAAAGGUUAAACAGGGUCUUACAAAAGGCUUGCCUAUCGUCCACCAUGAUGGUUAUGUCUGUGACCACCCAGUGAAGCACAGGUUUGCAAUGAGAAAGUUCCAAACCGUAUUCAGACAUCUCAGAAGCGACAGUGUAAUCUCAGUCAAGCAGGUUGUGCAUCCGGACAUGGUCGGAGAGGACACAUUGGCUGGGGUUCAUAAGCCAGAGUACAUACAGGAUUUUUUCAAUGGCACUACCUCUGCGGCUGCCCAGAGGAAGACAGGGUUCAAAUGGAGUGAGGGUCUGGUAAAAAGGUGCAGGUUUGAAACAGGGGGCACCAUAACAGGCGCAAGACUUGCUCUGGAAGUGGGGAUGGCUUCAAGCACAGCAGGGGGGACCCAUCAUGCUUUUCCAGACUACGGCUCAGGCUUCUGUCUGAUCAAUGACAUGGCAGUGGCUACAGACUUUGUGCUGAGGCAAGGGCUGGCAGAGAAAGUAUUGAUCGUUGACCUGGAUGUUCACCAGGGCGAUGGAACUGCCUACAUAUUUAGAGAAAAUGACUGUGUUUUUACAUUCUCCAUGCAUGGUGUGAAUAAUUUUCCAGUUAGGAAACAGCAGAGUGAUUUGGAUGUAGAACUUCCAGAUAAAACAGGGGAUAAAUCAUAUAUGGAGAGGUUACAGGAGUUAUUACCCCAUUUAGUGAAGUCUUUCCGUCCAGAUCUUGUGGUCUACGACGCAGGGGUUGAUCCUCAUGAAAAAGAUGAAUUGGGAAGACUUUGUCUCACUGAUCAAGGGCUUUUUGAUAGAGAUUAUUAUGUUCUGAAGUACCUGUCCUCCCAAGGGUGCCCAUGUGUGACUGUGAUAGGAGGAGGUUACGCACAAGAUGUUGAUUUACUUGGACUCAGGCAUACUAUUAUACACAGAGCAGCUACCAAGGUAUGGCAGGAAAUGAAGGGCUGUUCAAUAUAAUGGUGGUAUUACCUGCUUAACAGUAUUAAUUAUACAAAAGAGUUUAUUUUAUGUUGUUUUUAACAGCUUAUAUUUUGAAAAUUCAGUAAGAAAUCAUGGUGAUUUAUUCUUGAUUAAGUUGUAUGGUUUUAUGAGUAUAUUAAACAAGACAGUUAAUUUCUAGUACUUUGCAUUGUAUUAAGAGCAUAUGAUUUGAUUUAGGAUGAAGACAGUGGGUGCCUUAGGUAUUCAUAUCAUUAUUUUAUUACAUAACAGCUAUGUAAGGAGAUAUAAUGCAAUAUAACUUGAUGUUCACUACACAUACACGCUUAGAUAGCGCGGUUCAUAAGCCCCCUUUGGCAUCAACAAAAAUUUGUCUCGAGUUCUUGCCAAAAACAUCCCAAUUUACAAAUUUUCCACUUUGACAAUACACCCUAGCACCUGAAACAAUUGUAGUUUGAAAAUGAAGCUGUUAUUAUGAAAUCCCAGGCACAUUCUCAAAGACAAAGCUUACAUCUAACAAAUAAAUUCUUUCAUGGGUUGGAGGUCCUAAUUAGUUUUUGACAGUGGUGUAAAUUUUUCUCUGAGAAAAACAAAUUUAGCUAUAACAAAACUAUAACAAAACUAUAAUGCAGUAAUAUAAUAAUGAUAUGAAAUUAAUUGAAAUAAACUUUUUAUUGAUAUGCAUCCUGAUGGUAUAUCUUGUUCCAUUAAUAAGAUAACCCCCAUCUUCAUCUCUUUAUAUUAAAAUAUGAACUUUUCAUUUUCAUAUUUAAUGAUA